GGCAAAGUUCUUAUGAUAGUUGUGCAUACCUGCCAACUUUUACGCGUAAAAUGUACGCAUUUCUGGUCAUCUCUACGCUUAUACAUCGUUUUUUACGCAUCUGAAAUUAUUUUUCCGAAAAAUAAUUAAAAUGUUACUUUCAGCUAAAAGCCGCAAGCGCGUUUCUUGUAUUGGGAACAGGUUUCGCGAUUGCGGAGCGCGCCUCUACGGAAACGAACUGAUGCGCAAAACCAUAGCAGUGAGAACAACCUUCUGUAGAUAAACGUCAUACCGCUACUGCCUUUGUAGGCGGGGCUUAAACAUUUCUUGCCGUGGAGUUCGCGUCGUAUGUGCAACUCAACUUAAUGUUAUGAUUGUUUCGUUUAAAUCGCGUGUACGGUGAGCAUAAUAAUCUUAAAAAUUUAUUUAUGAUCGUUUGUUUAGAAUAUUUUUUUUCACUUUUGUUAAAAAUUUUGGCUGAGAACAAAAAGACAUAUUGCCAAACUUUUAAUGCAAAAUAUACGAAGGAAUUUCCGUUUUUAAAACCGCCUAGACUUGGUGAUAAGAGCGCAUUCUGUGAGAUUUGCCGUUGCGAUUUUACCAUUUCACAUGGUGGAAAGUUUGAUAUUUCUCGCCAUGUUAAAUCUAUGAAACACGAGAAAUCUGCAGAAUCGGUCAGCUCUAGCACGAAAUUAGAUGGAUAUCUAAAGAAUGACGAUAUGGACGUGAUUAACGCUGAGAUGUUAUUUACGUCAUUUCUCAUAGAGCAUAACGUACCUCUUACGGCCGCUGAUCAUGCAGGUCAGUUAUUCCGUAAAAUGUUCCCGAAGUCAAAUAUUGCUAAACAGUAUGGAUGUGGUCGAACCAAGACGUCUGCUCUUGUUUAUCAAAUGGCUAGUGAUCAUGUUGAUUCAAUGAUAAAGUUAAUGCAACACAAUUCUUUUUCUACCGCUUGUGAUGGCAGUAAUGAUGUUGAUCACAAGUUGUAUCCGGUAGUAAUUAGUUAUUUUAAUCCGGAUGAAGGAUUAAUUCAAAGUAAUCUUUUAUCUGUAUCUAAUUUAUCUGGUGAUGGAACUGGUCAGAACAUUAGUUCAUUAAUUUUAGAUGAAUUUAAGAAGUUUGAUAUUCCUUUUGGAAAUUGUGUUUCAUUUAUGUCAGACAAUGCUGCUGUAAUGCAGGGGAAAAGAAAUGGAGUAAUUGCUCAUCUAAAGCAACAACAUGAUAGUCUAAUUUCGGCAAGGUGUGCUUGCCAUUUGAUUAAUCUUGCAGCUGAAAAAGCAGCUGCCAUCUUACCCAUUAAUGUUGAUGAAAUAUUGGUUGAUAUUUAUUAUUAUUUAAACAAGAGUGCAAAACGUAAAGAUGCACUAAAGCACUUUCAGGCUUUACACGAUAAAGAAGCACACAAGAUAUUGAAGCAUGUAUGCACUAGAUGGCUCUCUUUAGGCCGUAGUUUAUCUAGACUAAUGGAGCAGUGGGAUCCCCUUGUGAGUUUUUUUAAAGAAUCGGUGAAAUCUCAGUCUAAGACGGUGUCAGUCUCUUUGAGCACGUAUCAAAUUCCAAAAAAAGCACACACUGACUUGAGUGUCAGUAAUACGUGUACACCCAAGGUGAAAUCUGUUCCCACUAAGAGAAAAGCCACAGAUGAAGGUUCUUCAAGUAGUAAACAACCAAAAUUCGAUACACAUGACUAUUCAAAAAUUCUCAGCAGAGAAGAGAAAUUAUUUGUUUCUUUUUACUUCUGAAAAUAAAGCAUACUGCUUAUUUCUCCUCAAUACUGUGACAAUAUUUGAAAAGACAAAUGUUUUGUUACAGUCUGAUUCUCCUUACGUUCAUAAAUUAAGAGACAUAUACCUCCAAUUAUUAAAAGAAUUAUUUAGUAAGUUUUUAAAGCCCUCUGCAAUUAAAGAUCAAGAUCUACUUAAAGUCAAAUAUCAUGAGAAAGAGAAUCAUAAAGAAAUAUCAGAAAUAGUUAUAGGCAGCGUAACUGCUAAAGAAGUGUCUAAUUUUAAUGCUGAACUGAGGAGGAAAUUUUUCCAUAAUUGUGUAAAUUAUUUUAUUGCAGCCUGUGAUUACAUCAUCAACAAAUUUCCCUUGAAUGAUGAGGUUUUGGAUAAAUGCUAAAGUGGCUGACUUAGCCAGAAUUGAAUCUGCAAAAUUUUCUAAUGUUCAAUUUUUUUUAGAUUUAUUUCCAUCAUUAAUUAAAACUGUAGAAACAACAGUUGAUGAACUACAAAAUCAGUUUUGUUCCCUUCAACUAGAAGAUGUAAGUAUAAUUGUAAAUAAUGACAAACGCAUGGAUGCACAAUGGGCUAAUAUAAUGCAAAUCAAAGAUGUCAACGGACAAUAUAAAUAUAAGCAACAUGCCAAGAUUGUGUUAUCAAUUUUAACAAUUCCACAUAGUAAUGCUCAAUGUGAGCGAAUAUUUAGUGUUGUUAAAAAAAAUCUUACUCAAUUUCGCUCUACAAUGACAAAUAAAACUUUGGAAAAUUUGUUGGUAGUUAAAACACACAAUUCAAAGCUGUGUUAUGCGAGAAAAUUUUCAACAGAUGCUUUGAAAAAAGCAAAAAAGGCAACUGUUGCUUUUCUUGCAAAAUCAUGAAUUUGUUUUACACACUGAAAAUGCUUUGAAAUGUGUGUUUUACAAUUAUUAUACUAAUAGCUUUUUUAAAUUUUUUUUGCUUUUCAAUAAUUAUUACUUCCUGGUUGGAUCAUAUACUUAAAAAUUUUACAAUUUAAUGUUGAAUUUAACGUUUACUAAAUGAAUAAAUACUUAAGCUAAAUAUUGGUUGUUCGUUAUUUUACACAAUGAUUUUUUUUUUUUUUACACAUUGAGAUUUUUUUAAGUUGGCAGCGUCAACACUAAUCCUUUCAUAAAAUAAUAAUUUACAUUUGAUCGUAUAGUGUUAUAAUUUAAUUACUUUGUUGGUAUAAUUAAAUAAAAUUGUUGAUCAAAUAUUAGGCUUAAGUGUUAUCAUUUAGAAUU
Messenger RNA from Parasteatoda tepidariorum (common house spider), 2962 nucleotides. The record is from RefSeq and is a predicted model, not a curated record. NCBI's taxonomy places the organism in Eukaryota, Metazoa, Arthropoda, Arachnida, Araneae, Theridiidae.